UUUGAAAAAAGCAAAAGAUAUAGUAGAAAGUGCCAAUCUAGCCAUCAAAAGUUUGGAAACGGAUGCUCGUUUUUAUACAACAAAUUUGGUUCAAGCCGUUGCUGAAAAAUUUUAUUAUAAAGCUCAACGUCGUAUGUUGGCGAAAAUUAAAACCUUUGAUGAAUUGGUUAAGUACGUUGAUCAAAUUUAUGAAGAAGCUUUGCUUUACGAUUAUAACAAAAUUAAGAAAAAAUUGGAUGAUGGUCAGAGAAAUUCUUCAAGUACGACUUCAUUUUCAACUGAAAUGAAUUUAUGUUAUGUAUGUAAUAAGUAUCAUAAGAAUAAUUAUGAAUGUUUGAAGAAUUUCUCGAAAGAAGCCAUUGCCGAUGUUAUCAAGUCCAAAGGAUUAUGUUAUCGUUGUCUUCGUAGAGGCCAUACUGGACGUGAAUGUGACAAGAUUACAAAAUUUGUUUGUGACAAAUGUUCGGGUCUUCACGCUUCUGAAUUACACGAAGUUGUUCAUCUUUUUUUUCAAGCUGUUCCAAGGACGUCGAGUUCUAAUGAAACUAAUACGAAUGAAAAUACGAAUUCAAAUAUUGAUCAACAAUCUUCGAAUCUAUGAAUAAUGAAUUAAGAAUUUAUGAAAUUAUUCAUAGUGACAAAGUCGAAUCGUGGUGGGAGUGUGACGAAACGAGAGUGAAUUCGUUUCUAGUU
Molecule: messenger RNA, 693 nt
Organism: Dermatophagoides pteronyssinus (European house dust mite)
Lineage: Eukaryota; Metazoa; Arthropoda; Arachnida; Sarcoptiformes; Pyroglyphidae
Source: RefSeq, a predicted model, not a curated record